GGUGACUGGCGGCGACACUGGCGGCAGCUGGAAGCGUAAUAGUGCGGGUCGCGGGCUCGGAGAACUUCAGCGGCGGCGGUGGCGCGGGCGGCGGCGGGGACAGCUGGAGCGGGCCUUGGGCUUGGGGCUCGCCAUGCCGACCGUGGAGGAACUUUACCGCAACUACGGCAUCCUGGCCGACGCCACGGAGCAAGUGGGCCAGCAUAAGGAUGCCUAUCAAGUGAUAUUGGAUGGCGUGAAAGGUGGUACAAAGGAAAAAAGAUUAGCAGCUCAGUUUAUUCCAAAAUUCUUCAAGCAUUUUCCAGAAUUGGCUGAUUCUGCAAUCAAUGCACAGUUAGACCUCUGUGAGGAUGAAGACGUGUCCAUUCGACGGCAAGCAAUUAAAGAGCUGCCUCAAUUUGCCACUGGAGAAAAUCUUCCCCGGGUGGCUGAUAUACUAACUCAGCUUUUGCAAACAGAUGACUCUGCAGAAUUUAAUUUAGUCAACAAUGCCCUGUUAAGUAUAUUUAAGAUGGAUGCAAAAGGUACUUUAGGUGGUUUGUUCAGUCAAAUACUUCAAGGAGAGGACAUUGUGAGAGAACGAGCAAUCAAAUUCCUUUCUACAAAGCUUAAGACUUUACCAGAUGAAGUCUUAACAAAGGAAGUAGAAGAACUUAUACUAACUGAAUCCAAAAAGGUCCUAGAAGAUGUGACUGGUGAAGAAUUUGUCCUGUUUAUGAAAAUAUUAUCUGGGUUAAAAAGCUUACAGACAGUGAGUGGAAGACAGCAACUAGUAGAGUUGGUGGCUGAACAGGCUGACCUGGAACAAACCUUCAAUCCCUCGGAUCCUGACUGUGUGGACAGGCUCCUACAGUGCACCCGGCAGGCAGUACCACUUUUCUCUAAAAAUGUGCAUUCCACAAAGUUUGUGACUUAUUUCUGCGAGCACGUUCUCCCUAACCUCAGUUCCUUGACUACCCCAGUGGAGGGUCUUGAUAUACAGUUGGAGGUAUUGAAACUGUUGGCAGAGAUGAGCUCAUUUUGUGGUGACAUGGAAAAAUUAGAAACAAAUUUAAGGAAACUGUUUGAUAAGUUAUUGGAAUACAUGCCUCUCCCUCCAGAAGAAGCAGAAAACGGGGAGAAUGCUGGUAACGAAGAACCCAAGCUACAGUUCAGUUAUGUGGAAUGUUUAUUAUAUAGCUUUCACCAGUUGGGCCGAAAACUUCCAGAUUUCUUAACAGCUAAAUUGAAUGCAGAGAAGCUCAAGGAUUUCAAAAUCAGACUGCAGUACUUUGCACGAGGCCUGCAGGUUUAUAUCAGACAACUUCGCUUGGCUCUCCAAGGCAAAACAGGCGAGGCCUUAAAAACAGAAGAGAACAAAAUUAAAGUUGUUGCAUUGAAAAUAACAAACAAUAUCAAUGUUUUAAUCAAGGAUCUCUUCCACAUUCCCCCUUCUUAUAAGAGCACAGUAACAUUAUCAUGGAAACCUGUACAGAAGGUUGAAAUCGGGCAAAAGAGAACCAAUGAAGAUACAACUUCAGGUUCACCACCCAAGAAAUCUCCAGCAGGACCAAAAAGGGAUGCCAGGCAGAUUUAUAAUCCUCCAAGUGGGAAAUAUAGCAGCAAUUUGGGCAACUUUAAUUAUGAGCAGAGAGGAGCCUUCAGGGGAAGUAGAGGUGGCCGAGGUUGGGGAGCACGAGGAAAUCGUAGUCGAGGAAGACUCUACUGAAUCUCAUCACAUUCUUCAGCAUUGUCAUGAGCUUACUAUACUUAAAUUCUACUACUCAUUGGAUUGCCGGGGAUGACCCUUUAAAAGGACUGCUGCCUUCAGCUAAAAACUUAAUGUUCUUUAUACCUUUGUAUGUAUGAUCUACUUUUGUAACAAACCAUGGUUGUGUCCAAGGUAAAAAUCACAGCGAUAUCAGCGAUAUUUUUGGAUGCUUUGUCUGCAAACUUGACUUGUUUUUGCAGUAUCAUUAUUCAGACUUCAUAUUGUGAAUCUUUUACUUUUAAACAUCUUGAUAAUUUGUUACUGAGAACAAUUCAAGUCUAAAAUGUAAUGAAAUUCAGUCCAUUUCUGAUGACUGGUAAAGAUCAUCAGUUUUGAAAGGUUACUAAUUUUCCUCUCCCCUAUUUGUCUUAUUUUUUUUACCCAAUAUAUGGAGAAGAGUGAUGGUCAAUCUUAACAAUUUUUGUUUGUUUUUUAAUAAAGCUGCUAGGCAGUGGUGCAGCGUUCCUACCUAGUGUCAUGAAAGUGAAAUACUUAGCAACUUUCUUAAAAUACAGAAAUGACAUUUCAUUUUUAGGAGGUAAGUUGCUUUGCACUGCUUACUUAACUCUUCUCCAUAUGUUGUUAUAGACUUUUGAAUAUUGGAUCUUACUAUUCAAAUAGAAAUGUGUAUGUAUAGUAUACAUACAUACAUAAGCUUGUGUGUGUGUGUAUGUAUAUAUAUGCAUGCUGUGAAACUUGACUACACGACAUAAAUCAUUUUUUUAAAUUCCAGGAACGGGUAGUCUUUGACACGGUGAUUAUCCUAUUGAGGUUGAAUCCAUUCUUAACUUGUUAGGUAGGUUUUCCUCCCAGUAGUGAGGAAUUUUGAGUCAGUUGCACUUACAUGAUUAUUGUUAUUUAAAACUUAAACAAAGGCUGCAUUUUCAAAGCUAAAUUUGUAGAACCCUGUUGGAGAAAUACAGCCAAAAUACUGAAUCUGAUGUACAUAUAGGUUUCUAUAGGAUGUGAUAGAAUAAUUUAGAAUUUGAGGACUUAAUAACCAGGGCAACCCGCAAAAAGUGAUAACAUGGUACACCAUUAAGGGAUGCUCUCUUGGUUUGCUUUUGCCACUUUCAAGAUUUUAACUUCUCAGGUUAUUAAUCAAAAUUAUUGUAUAAGUUAGCCAAUAGAAUCUUUAGGUUAAAACAACAGAUGGGGGGUUUGUGGAGUGUUUAAUGUCAUGGGCAUAUUUAGUAGCAUAGGCCAUUUGCUCUGCAUUUGAAUGUUUCAUAUAUUUUUGUUUCACAGUUAAGCUUCCUUCCCUAUGUUUGCUAUUCAAAUUCAAUUCCUGAAUGACAUUUUCUAGUAGUUUGACAUUUUUUUGAGGAAUAGUUUGUGAUUGCAAUGCAGGUGUCUUCAGUACUGUUACCUCUCCAUUAGGAAAAAGGCAAACCCCUUUGUUAGGAUUACAGUACAUGUUUAUGGAAAAGUAUUUUUUAAAGACUAGAAUGAUACAAGUGAGCAAAAGAAGUUGGUCAGCUUGACUCUGGAGUGGUGGCAAUAAUCUCUAAACAUUCCAAAAGACUAUGAGCUGAACCGAAGCUCCCUUGGGAUCUGAAUAGACAUAGGAACAUGGAAUUGCCAUUUGAAAACUGUGACCAGGUAGUCUGGACCUCAGAGGCAGAUCAGCCAGUGGCCUAAAGCCAUUUCAAGUAUAGAAACUGUAUUGGGAUUACAGUUAUAUAAAUUUGAACAUGAAAUGUAACUUUUCCUUUUUUUUUUUAAAGCAUAUUUGUAAACUCAAAGCUGAACAGAAGCAACUGCUUUCUCAAAUUUGAUACUGAGUUGACUGUUCCAUCCUUGACCCCCGCUCCGUUCCUUCUCUUUCCUAGAGCAAUAGUGCACAACUUGAGUUAUUUUUGCUUCAAAAUUUUGAAUGAAAAACUGAUGCCAUGUUUUUUUUUUUUCUUUUGCAAGACACCUGUUCAUCACCUUGUUCAAAUGUAAAUGUUCCCUUAUGCUUUUGAAAUAAAUUUCCUUUUGUAAUUUU
Molecule: messenger RNA, 3740 nt
Organism: Talpa occidentalis (Iberian mole)
Lineage: Eukaryota; Metazoa; Chordata; Mammalia; Eulipotyphla; Talpidae
Gene: API5
Product: apoptosis inhibitor 5
Exons: 14
Coding region: 134-1708 (524 amino acids)
Biological process (GO): negative regulation of apoptotic process
Cellular component (GO): nucleus
Molecular function (GO): RNA binding
Source: RefSeq, a predicted model, not a curated record